Sorex araneus (European shrew) is the source of this 9819-nucleotide messenger RNA. RefSeq names its product ring finger protein 150 (gene RNF150). The record is from RefSeq and is a predicted model, not a curated record. Bases 96 to 1382 code for a protein of 428 amino acids. The transcript has 7 exons. NCBI's taxonomy places the organism in Eukaryota, Metazoa, Chordata, Mammalia, Eulipotyphla, Soricidae.
CCCGGAGCGAGGACGCGGGGUUGGCCGCGGCCCGGGGGCAGGGCCGGCGCGGGGGGCGGGCGCGGGGGGCGGGAGGGGGCCGCGGCGGGCUCCAGAUGGCAAUGUCUCUGGUCGGAGCGUGCCGCAGCCUGGCCCUCUCAACAUGGCUGCUGUCCUUUUGUUUCGUGCAUCUGCUGUGCCUGGACUUCACCGUGGCCGAGAAGGAGGAGUGGUACACCGCCUUCGUGAACAUCACCUACACCGAGCCCGCGCCGCGGCCCGAGCUGCGCACCGAGAAGACCGAGUGCGGGCGCUACGGCGAGCACUCGCCCAAGCAGGACGCCCGCGGCCAGGUGGUGCUGGCCAGCCCGGCCCACGACCGCCUGGCCUGCGACCCCAACACCAAGUUCGCCGCGCCGGCCGGCGGCCAGAGCUGGAUCGCGCUCAUCCCCAAGGGCAACUGCACGUACCGGGAGAAGAUCCGGAACGCGUUCCUGCAGAACGCCUCGGCCGUGGUCAUCUUCAACGUGGGCUCCAGCACCAACGAGACCAUCACCAUGUCCCACGCAGGUGUAGAGGAUAUCGUGGCAAUCAUGAUUCCUGAGCCCAAAGGGAGGGAAUUGGUCAGCCUGCUGGACAGGAACGUCACCGUGACCAUGUACAUCACCAUUGGCACCCGCAACCUGCAGAAGUACGUGAGCCGCACCUCAGUGGUGUUUGUCUCCAUCUCCUUCAUCGUCCUCAUGAUCAUCUCCCUCGCCUGGCUGGUCUUUUAUUAUAUCCAGAGGUUCCGAUAUGCUAAUGCCAGAGACAGGAACCAGCGCCGUCUGGGAGAUGCGGCCAAGAAGGCCAUCAGCAAGCUCCAGGUCAGGACCAUCAAGAAGGGCGACAAGGAGACGGAGCCCGACUUCGACAACUGCGCAGUCUGCAUCGAAGGGUACAAGCCCAACGACGUGGUCCGGAUUCUGCCCUGCCGGCAUCUUUUCCACAAGUCCUGCGUUGACCCCUGGCUCCUAGACCACCGCACCUGCCCCAUGUGCAAGAUGAACAUUCUCAAAGCCCUGGGGAUCCCGCCCAACGCCGACUGCAUGGACGACCUGCCCACGGACUUCGAGGGGUCCCUGGGAGGGCCCCCGACCAACCAGAUCACAGGCGCCAGCGACACCACGGUGAACGAGAGCUCGGUCACUUUGGACCCUGCGGUCCGGACGGUGGGGGCCUUGCAGGUGGUCCCAGACAGCGACCCCAACCCGCAGGAGGGAGAAGUUCUCUUCACCGCCAACAGCGAGCAGGAGCCGGUGGUGAGCAGCGACUCCGACAUCUCUCUCAUCAUGGCCAUGGAGGUCGGCCUGUCCGACGUGGAGCUCUCCACUGACCCCGACUGCGAAGAGGUGAAAUCCUGAGCCGGCAGGUGUCCAAGAGAAGGUGAUCGGACUCCAGGGGACGGGAAGGAGGAGCGGCCCGAGAUGGGCCCUUGGGCACCCGGACCUCCAAAACACCUUGGCAACCCCAGGGCUCUCCGCUCCGGAAAGGUCCCCAAAAGCAAUAUCCAAAGUCGCAUUGGUCAGGCCCUCGGCAGAGCCUGAAAGCCGAUUUUCCUCCCACGGCCUCACGGACCUGCAGGCGCUCCCCGCCCUGCCCGGGGACUUCCUAGGGCUGGCUUCACUGUCCCUUUUCCCAGGUCUUGCGUGGGGAAUGAUGUUGGGUUUCGUUGGCAGUUUCCACUGUAGGGACAAUGUGUGGAUGGCGUCCGUGCCCCUCCCCUCCCCCACCUAUGAAUCACUCCAGCUCUAGAGCCGGGUUCUCUUCCAGCUCUGACCCAUUUGGAUUUCAUCUCUGAGAUGAACAGCCGAGCCCUCCCGGCAGUAGGGGGGGUGCAUGGCUUUGGGAAGUGCCUCACCCCCCCGUCCCCCGCAACACCGAGACCAGCUUUCCUGAAGAAUCUAAAUUCUUUUUGAAUGGAUCUGGACUGUCGCAGCUGCCGAGCCCCCUCAUAACCCCCCUGCCACUGCCCACCCGAGCCCCAAGUCUGCUCCUUCACCUCAGCCCUCUCAUACUGGCGUGCAGCUGCCAGGACCUCAGACCCUAAAAUGCCAGCUCCCAGGGGGCGCGUCCUCUGGUCCUGCCUUUGGCUGGAAAUGGAGGCUCAGAAGCCCCUUCCAGGCCUGUUGUUCCUUUCUUCGUGGCUGGAGACCAUGUGACUGGGAGGGCACAGUUAGUCUAACCCAAGACACCACUUCCGCUGCAGGGAGCAAGGAGCUGACUCCCAUCACGCCCGUUACCUCCAUUACUAGUUUCCGGGGGAGUCACGGCCUUCGAAGGUUCCAGUCAUCCUCGCCCAGCAGCCAACACAGUGGAGGCUUCCCCUCAGUCCCCACACACCCCGGCAACCUUGAUACACCUGGAGGAAAGAUGUAGGGCCGGCCCGGGCACAGCUCCAUCCCGAGAGAAGAAGAGGGGUGUGGGGCAUGAGAACUGUUUCUGCGAACAGAAAGUCAUGGGAGAAGGAAGGCAUCUGAAGGGGAGGGACCCCUGCUGGGUCCAUCACCUAUUUCCGUUCUUCAUGGGGACUGGGACAGAUAAAUGCUAUUUCUUGUCAUCCCACACACAGAGAUGAAAAGCGGAGGGAGAGGGCCAUCUAGGAGGACCCAUCCCCAUGGGAAGGCCAGGCCACAAUGUGGGUGAACCCGGAAGGAACACCUCCUCCCCACACACAUCAUUUGCAUCUGGGAUGGGGACCCCUUCACCUCCUCACACAAAUCAUCCCUCAUCCGUCCCACAACCAGUGUCGGGGUUGGUCCUACGAUUCCACUGCCCGCCAUGACAUGAGUUGGGAGGGUAUUGGUCAAGAGAAAGCCCUGGGUGUUGGGGGGAUUUCCCACCUUGAGCCAUUUCCUGUAUGACAGUUUAUGAGCCAGCCAGGUCACCGAUGUUGAGAAAGGUCUCCUCCCUCAAAGGGUCACGCUUAUCCAGAAAUCCAGUGUCUGGUUGGGAAGGCAGGAGAGAGGGAGGGGAAGAGGAUUAUGCUUGCUAGGGCCGAGCUGCUCCCCUAGAAAAUGAAGAACAUGGCCAGAUACUUGCCUGAGUUCCUGAGGGCCCAGGACCUGAGAGGAGCAUUAUCUUGGGGAAUCCAUAGUUUGCAGAUAAUGGUGACAUAUGGCAGAUAUGUGGGGGCUGAAGUACUUGACACAGGACAUUUGGCAGCUUUGGGGGUUGGCACUCUGGAGUCGAGAAGAAAACAUCUCUGUGAUGGGGCUUCAAGUCCAAGUUGAAAUUUUGUUUUGUCUUAUUUUCAGCCCUGUGGGGUUUUACGUGAACCACAGAGAUCUGUGUGCUGAAGAAAGAAUCUCAGACACAGAGAAUCUCUGGAACCUUGAAAUCUCCUUCUGGGUGUGGAAUUCUUCACUCCAGAAACUCCCUUUUCUUACUCAGCAUAGCAAGGCUCCAUCCCCUCCUCUUGCACUCAUCUCUGCUCUAAAUCCAUUUUGCUACUAACUUCAGUCAAGUGGAAUUUCUUUUCUUGUUAAUCAUUCAACAACAAAAGAGACAGAACAGUCUUCCAUGAAAAAAAUAGGUCUAGGGGUUCAGAGUGAUAGUAUAGCAGGUAGGUUAUUUGCCAUGCGCGUAGCCAACCCAAGCUCAAUCCCCCAUAUCCCAUAUGGUCCUCUGAGCACCACCAGGAGCACUUCCUGAGUGCAGAGCUAAGAGUAACACCUAAGUAUCACCAUGUUACCCCCAAAACAAACCAAAAAAAAAAACAACUUUCCCCACUCAAAAAAAAAAAAAGUCUAUAGCCCACACCCAGAGAAGAAAAUGCCCUAGGAAUGAUCUCAUCAAACCAGCUCCUAUUUGACAUGUGAUCCCAGCCCCACAGUGGCCAGCUUGUCAGAAAUUGGUUGAAGGAUGCAGUGAGCUUGGUUGCCAAGGGCCCAGGAAGCAUCAGAGGCUUGUGAAUUAGACCCUGAGGAGGACCUGAUCCCCUGAAUCUCAAACCUUCUUUGCCACCAAAGGUUUCUGGACGAUUUCCCCAGGCCUCAUAGUUUCACUGGCAUGAGAGGACCCAAGGGAAAUAAAAACAGUCCUCCCUGGACUUUGUCACCACCUAUUCCCCACAGGAAAAACGGGCCUAUUCACAGAGAGUGUCAAAGGACACGGAACCCACUAGAACUGCAUGCAGAUGUAUACACUUUCCUGAAGUGUCUAGACCAGCACUGUCCAACAAAAAGAGAAUACAUAUCACAUCUAUGAUUUUCAUUCUCCACCUUCAAGACAGAAAGUAAAAUCAGGUCACUGACAUUCCUCGUGUGUCACUGAAUUAUCACCAACUUGUCAACCCUCCAAAUUUACAAUAUUCCCGAGUUCAGUUCUCAGGUCCUCCACUACUGCUUUCAUGAACAAAAUAUUCCACCUAUUCAGUACAAAGAUGCCUAAACCCACGUGGGGAUUAUACUCACGGCACAUCCCAGUGGACAUGAUGCCAUGUGUGGUUCAGAGCAGCCCAUGGGACAGGGCCACUCUAGCCCGCCUCUGAAUGUCACCAGUGCAAACUACUUCCCUCCAGAGAGAACUAGACAGAACCCCAAUUGCAUGAGGAGCCUGGAGGUGAUUUAUUUCGAAAAGAAUAAAGAGUCUCACCAUCCUUUUUGAAUUGUCUAACUCAUCAUAGAUGCCCAUUACCAUUUCUUGUUACUUCUCUCGCCAGUUGUUGUUUUUAAGAAAUCACAUAAAUCGGGGCUGGAGUGGUAGUACAGCAGGUAGGGCGUUUGCCUUGCACACGGCCAACCCGGGUUUGAAUCCCAGCAUCCCAUAUGGUCCCCUGAGCACCACCAGGGGUGAUUCCUGAGUGCAUGAGCCAGGAGUGACCCCUGUGUAUCGCUGGGUGUGACCCAAAAAGGAAAAAAAAAGAAGUCACAUAAAUCACUUAGAUGUAGGUGCUGAAACAAAAUCCCCACAUUUCACUUGUCAGACACAGCCUGACCCAGAGAGGUGGCCACCGGAAACCCAGGGGCAUGUCGGACUGGCCUCCAGCUUUACCUCAGCCUAGUUCCACUCCUUCCUGGUGGGCCAGUCUGUUCCCAGCCCCCAGCGCCCCAACCCCGACGGCUAUAGCUGGGCAGCACAGAGGCUGGGGGACACAGGUGGGAAAUUACAUACAGGAACUUGUGGCCUUAUUGAGACAAAGUCUCGGUGCUCGCUGCCACCCACCCUCUACCUGUGAAGAACGAGCUCCCCCAAGAUCACCUUAGCCGGAUGUCAGUGCUCCCCUUCUGCCCCCAGGCUCUCGCCGAGAAGAGCACUUCCACCCACUCAGGAGAAGGCAGGGUCGAGACUAGAGGUACUUCAAGGGCUGAGUGCUUGGUUUCUGGCAGCAUAUGGUCCCCCAAGAACCACUGGGGAUGACCCUAAGAAAAUGCUGGGUAUUGCCCAGAAUAUUUUAGAAAGAACUUAGAGUCACUUCUAGGAAUCGUUCCUUCCUGAUUGAUGGGUCUCUUGGGGAAGACUGAGUCCUAUUCAGAAUACCGUGUCUGACAUCUGACUAUUGGGCCCAUUAUCUGCCUGUCACGGGUCUGGCUUUAGUCAUAAAAGAAACCACAGUACCCAGAGACUCUUCCGGGUCCCCUCACUGACUGCUCUCCCCAGACACGCUUCUCAGAACAACACAGGGUGGCAGCAUGUCUACCUUAGGCUGCUUCCCAUUCGUGAGUCUAAUUUAGGCUGUUUCUCAUUGGUGAGUCUAACUUAAGCUGCAUCUCAUUUGUGAGUAUAAUUUAAGCGGCUUUACAUCGGUGAGUCUAACUCGGGCGUUUCCUCAUUAGUAAGAGUCUAACUUGGGCUGCUUCUCAUUGGCGAGGGUCUUACUAGGCUGCCUCUCAUUGGUAAGCAUCUAAUUGAGGCUGCUUCUCAUUGCGGAAGGUCUAAUUUGGGGCUGUUCUCCAGUGGCAAGGCUCUAAUUAGACUCCUUCUUACUGGUGCGAGAUUAUGCUGCAUCUCAUUGGUGAUUCUAAUUUAGGCUACUUCUCAGUAGUGAGCUUCCUUCCAAUGACAAUUCUGAGCAUAAACAAAAAUGUUAAAUGGUAUUUAAGGCCUGGAGAGACAGUACAGAGAGUAAGGCACUUGCCUUGCACAUGCUUGACCCAGGUUCAAUCCCCAGUGCUCCCAUAUGAUCCUCCAGCCUCCCCAGGAAUGAUCCCUGAUCAGAGAGCCCAUAGGAAACCCUGAGCACAGCCAGGUAUGACCCAAGUACCACAAAAUAAUAAUAAUAAUAAUAAUAUAACAAUAAUUAAUGAUAGUCAUCCACUGAAUGCUUUGCCUCAUCUGAAAGCAUAAAUCUCAUUCCAUCAAAAUUCUCUCAGAAACCAGGGAACAGUCUCAGACAAGGGGAUGCCCAACUGUGGUACACAACUGUGGCAAUUUCUGGUAGAAGUUUUCACCUGUUCUUAGAUUUCAGUCCCUUUGCCAUCUAUGUUUUCUCUUAAGCCGCCCCCUUACCCCACCCACCCCCCCCACACACACUUUUCCCUUCUUUCAGGAACAAAUGCCUCCGUGGCUAGAUCUACAGGCCUGUCCACCGAGUGGCCACCCUCUCAGCGUCUGCUCUUGUGAUGAGGAAACCCAAGUUAUGGUUAAGGCAAAUCAGCUUUGAAGGAGCAAAUGUUCGCUUCUCAGGCCCCCUUUCUUCUCGCUUCCUUGCCAGGAAAAAAAAAAAUCCAGGGAGCAAUUCCAGAAGGUUCCACGCGCCUGCGACCUCCCUCCUUGCUCCCGGGCACCCAGACAGAGCUGAGGGUUCUGGGGGGGAAGGGACCGUGGACUGUUGUGUGGCUCAGUCCCCCUCGUGCUUCUUAUCACCUCAGCGGGGGGACUCGGUGUCCCCGGGGAGAGCAGCUCGAGUGAGGCGAGUCAGAGGCGGGAAAAGCUGCCCACCUGAGGAGGGCCACAGCUCGGGCCUCUCCCUCCCUCGUGCGUCUGAGGAGGCCCUGGGGAGGGUGCGGGGACGCUCUGGGCCAGGAAGCCCGGGGACAGCCGGUUAGAGCUGGAGGGAGCCAACAGCCCCCCUGAGGCCUGGCAGGCUUGCCUGGGGCCCACUGAGGAGGGGAGCAGGAGGACGGGGACUGGCUGGGGUCCGGGACGACCCUCUUCCUCCGCUCCUGGGCGCCCUUCGCGCCCCUGGAACCAGAACCGGAAGUAGCCCCCUGACCGGAUGCCGACUCGCCGCACCGGAAGUGCAUUUUCCCUCACACCCGAGCUCUCUCUCCCGCUCGCUGGAGCCUCCGGGCGACACUCCGCGGUCAUGUCCCCACCACGGGGCCUCCCCAGACCCAGCGGGGACACUUGGGGCGCAGGCCAGCACGGGCCCUUCCUUCAGGGAGCGUCGCCCCCGCUGUUGUGCUGCCUGUCGCCCUCAGCAGGUGGAGGGGCUGCUGCUGUCACUCGCCUCUGUCCCCACCCACUCCCCCCACCCCCGCCCCCGCCUCCCCCUCAGGCCCAAGCGCCUCCCCACCAAAGGGACGCUCCUGGGGGGACGCAGACACUCGGCCUCUCCCUGCCCACCUCAGAGCCGGGCUCUCGAGGCCGGGGGUCCCUGCGUCGAGGGGACGAGCAGGAGGCCCAGGUGACCGUCUCCUCUCCCGAGAGGGCUGCAGGGCGCCUCGUGAGCCGGGACAGAGUCCCCGGGGACUGGGGGGGGCAGCGGGGCCGGGCCAGCGGGGAGGGUCCCGUGUGGAAGUGAAGGGCCGGGCCGGGGACCGCGUGUACUAGACAAACCAAAGACUGCUCGCCACGCAAUGGGCACACGGUCCCCCCCUUGCUGCACACGGGAAGGGACGGCGGUGGGGAGCCCCCUGGGGGGUAACUGGGCAGGUGUACGGUCGGGGACCGCCCGCCCAGGAGCCCCGGCUGCCUCCCAAGUGUCGCAUGAGCCCAGCGGCUAGCCUGGCCAGGGCAGGACAAGGGUCUCUUGGAGAAUGUCAAGGUCAUUCUUGGAGAAUGUCAAGAACCAAAGAAUUCCACCCCCCUGUGCGAAGAGCCAGUUUCUGAGGGGAGGACGGGCUCUGUGGGAGAGAACACCCAGCUGCUGCCACCUGUAUGUGGCGAGGGAGGGAGCAGGGCUGGUUCCUUGUCACCCGCUCGGCUGCUGUGACAUUCCCCGGGCGACUGUGAUGACUGGGCAGUGGGCGGGGGCGCCCCCUGCUGGAGGGUCUCCCGGCUCCUCCCGCGCCUCCCACCCUCGCAAGCACCAUUUAUUUCCUCUGCAUGGAAACCGUCUGCAGCUCAGUCCAGCCUCUGGCUUCCCGGGAGACGUGGAGGAGGAGUGUCACCAAGGCCCCUGCAGUGGCGAAGACCCCCCUCCUUCUGGUCGAGGGUGCCCUAGCGGCAGCUCCUUCUCCUGCAGCACGUGGAGGCCCGGAAUGUCCCAGCAGCGCCUCUGGUUGGGUGCUGGGACGUGGGGCCAGGUGGGUGUGUAACUCCUCUCCACUCUCUUCCUGUCCGAGGGCCAAGGAAGGUCAAUAAACUUCUUGCCUACGAAUGUCCACGGUGUGAACUCCUGAUGUGUUUUGUACAUGUACAUAAUCUACGCCCACUCCCGCCUGAGGGAUGGGAGGCGGCUGUACCCUUUUCUAAGUAGAGAGAGACGGAGGGGUGGGGGGUGGCGGGGAGGGGCUGUUAUUUUUCUAGUGGGGCAUCCCUUCUAUUUAGAAAACUUGAAGUCAUUUUGUACUUGUGAAAGUUACAUUCCAUUCAUUUCCUGAGGAAAGUGGGUUUCACUCUGUAAAGUGUUCAUGAGCAGGCUAGACAGGUGGUCGGUCGUAUUUCCAGGGCAGCCACCAAGUAGGGUCCCUGGGACUCGGCAUUUUUUUAGACAGCAAAUCAGGACAGCAAGAACCAAUGGGGGGAAACAGGUGGGAAGGAACCAAUUCCAACUUCUUCCCACCCCUUUGUCUAUAGAACAUCAUUUUCCACUGCAAAGAUAUGCUCCCAAGAAUGAAUUUCCUGUUGUGAAACUAUUAGACACGGCACACGGGUCAUUGUCUUGUAGCUCCCUACUAGAAAGUGGAAACUGCAAGGAUAAUCGUUCCUUCUAAGACACAAAUCAUGUGCUGGAAUUAUAAAACGUGGAACCUCAGGUCCUGGGUAGGACUUUGCUCAGUUCUCCUGCUCCUCAUGCUUGAACCAUCAGCCUCUCAUUUUCAGCUCAUGAGACGAUGCUUCUUUGAUUUAUUUGCCUCAUGAGUUAAGAUCAUUAGUUACUUCUUAUGCUCUCUGCAUGGGAAACUUUUCAUUUGGACUUUGCUUUGCUCUUCAUUGCUGAAAAAAAAUUUAAUGGUGGAAUCCAUAGCUACUUUACUCCAAACAUCAUCGUCUGUUUGAAGUCACAAACAUAUUUAAAUGAUUUGUUAAGGCAGUGUCUUUUUUUUCUAGAUAAAUCUCUUUCCUUCCCCACCUCAGGCACCUACCUUUCUCCUUCCAAAGCACUUUAUAGCUCUCUUGAAAUUUAAGUUUUUUUAAAGAAAAAAAAUGGUCUUUAAAGGAUUUGUCUUUUAUUAGGAGAUGCGGGCUUGUAUUUUUCUUUAUUCUCUAUGUGCUUGGAGAGCCUACAGUUUGUAUCAUACCAGGCAACAGAAAAAAAAUGUUAAGAUGCCCGUUGGAAACAGUCGAUCAUAGGACAUGGCUAUUUUUGUUAUAUAGGAGAUUAUUAUGUAAAUAAGUGCAAUCGUGUUCUUAUGUACUGAUUUAAAAAAAAAUUGCAACUCAAAAGUUUGAAAAGAAUUGUGAAUUCCAGGAAAUUUUGUUGCAAAAUUUUGUUUGGUUUUGUUUUUUAAUAAAAUGGAAUCAGAUGCUUGC